This is a messenger RNA of Ziziphus jujuba (common jujube), 1696 nucleotides long. Its product is annotated as receptor-like protein 38. The transcript has a single exon. The record is from RefSeq and is a predicted model, not a curated record. Bases 123 to 1418 code for a protein of 431 amino acids. Gene Ontology annotation, molecular function: protein binding. NCBI's taxonomy places the organism in Eukaryota, Viridiplantae, Streptophyta, Magnoliopsida, Rosales, Rhamnaceae.
GGUAAUGAAAUCAAUCUCUUCGAUUCUACUUCUUACUACUUCUCUCUCUCUCUCUCUCUCUCUCUCUUAACGAACUUCACCCUCUAUUCCAUUCCGUUUUGGUUCCAAAUUCAAAAAGAAAAAUGUCAAAUUACAAUUCUUCUUCCCUCUUCAUCUCCUUCAAUUCUCUUCUUCUUCUUCUUCUUUUGGUAUCACUAUGUCCAGAACUGUUCCAUUCAGUACAUUCAAGAACCUUCACGGGAGACAUGCAAGUUCUGAAAGAUCUGAAAAACGGGUUGAAAACCGGUUCCAUAACACCCGGAUCCUGUCUGAGCUCUUGGGAUUUCUCGGUGGACCCCUGCGACCACAUCUUCACGCAGCGCUUUACAUGCGGAUUCAGAUGCGACCGAAUCGUCUCGGGCUCUGCUCGGGUCACCGAGAUCACUCUCGACCAGGUGGGUUACUCUGGCUCUCUCGCUUCCACCUCCUGGAACCUCCCUUACCUCCACACUCUGGACCUUUCUUUCAACUCCUUCUCCGGCGAAAUUCCCGACUCGUUCGCCAACCUAUCACGCCUACGUCAUCUAAGCCUCUCCGAGAACUCUCUCACCGGUUUCGUCCCCGAUUCGCUUGGCGAUCUUUCUCUCCUGGAAGAGAUUUACCUCGAUGGUAACUACCUUCGCGGCCCAAUCCCAUCGAGCUUCAACCGCCUCAUCAGCUUGAAACGGCUCGAGCUCCAAGGCAAUAACUUCUGCGGCGAGAUUCCCAUCUUGGAUUCGCUCAAAAACCUGUAUUUUCUCGAUGCGAGUGAUAAUCACAUUUCUGGUGAAGUCCCCUCGCCAUUGCCGACUUCACUGGUGGAAUUGUCGAUCCGAAACAACAAUCUAGAAGGUGAUAUGCCGAGUGGUUUCGGUAAUUUGGUGGUUCUUCAGGUACUGGAUCUGAGUCACAACGAGUUAAGUGGGCGAGUGAGCUCGUUUCUGUUCGAUCACCCUUCGCUGCAACAACUUACGCUUUCUCACAACAACUUCACGUCAAUGGGAGCUCCAUAUAAUAUGGGCGUUAAUAGUAGAUUAAUAGCGCUUGAUCUGAGCCAUAACAAGCUCCGAGGUCUGUUACCAGCUUUCAUGGCAUUCAUGCCGAAGCUUUCGGCUCUGUCUCUGGAGCAUAACGAGUUUACAGGGAUGGUGCCAUCUCAAUAUGCAGUGAAAGCGGCCAUUCCUGGGGCAGGAACGUCGUCGUUCGAGAGGCUGUUACUGGGUGGGAACUACUUAUUUGGGCCGAUUCCUGGGCCUUUGAUGGGCUUGAAGCCUGGUUCAGCUAACGUGAGCCUGGUGGAUAAUUGCUUGUUUCGGUGCCCAGACAUAUUCUUCUUUUGUCAAGGUGGGCGACAAAAGUCGUUGCUGGAUUGUAAAACUUUUUCGCGUUUUAUUCCUUGAUAAAAUUCCAAAUUACCUUCCUAUAUGACCACCAAGGAAGAAUUAUCCGAGUUUGUGGUUUUGACCGUUUAACGUUUAAUAUUUGUUAGGAAACUAGAAUGAAGGUACUGGUUUUAAACUUUUAAUUAAAUGUACGAGGCUCAUUUUGUGAAAAGCUCGUUUUCCUAUGCACCAUUGCUACUGUAGCCGAUGAUGCUUGCACUCUAUACAUUUCAUUAAUUUCACAUUUUGACUUCCAAGUCUGAAUUCAAACUAAUUCCAAAGACUGGUCAUUUUCU